Molecule: messenger RNA, 13691 nt
Organism: Nycticebus coucang (slow loris)
Lineage: Eukaryota; Metazoa; Chordata; Mammalia; Primates; Lorisidae
Gene: MTCL2
Product: suppressor of glucose, autophagy associated 1
Exons: 15
Coding region: 143-5104 (1653 amino acids)
Biological process (GO): regulation of autophagy; insulin receptor signaling pathway
Source: RefSeq, a predicted model, not a curated record
CGGGUCGGGACCGAAGCGCAGUGUUGGGGCUGCGGUGGGCGGAGAGGAGCCGCAGCCCGAGCGGCCAGAGCCGCUACCGGACGCUCCCCAGGGACGUCGAGGCCGGGCGGGCCCGGGCCAUGCGCGUCGCGCGCUGAGGCCGAUGGAGGCCGCGAUGGAGGCGCCUGCGGGCGAGCCCUCGGCCCGGGGCUGCGGACCCCCGGCCGCGCCCGCCCCGGAGAGGAAAAAGAGCCACCGCGCGCCGUCGCCGGCCCGGCCCAAAGACGUGGCUGGCUGGUCGCUGGCUAAGGGCCGCCGCGGCCCAGGCCCGGGCGCAGCCGCCGCCUGCAGCGCUGCGUCUAAUGCACGGCCGGACAAGAAGGGGCGCGCGGUGGCGCCCGGCGCGCGGGGCGCAGGGGCACGGGUGGCCGGAGUCCGCACUGGCGUUCGAGCUAAGGGCCGCCCGCGCCCGGGUUCCGGGCCGCGACCGCCGCCACCGCCGCCCAGCCUCACCGACAGCAGCUCGGAGGUGUCGGACUGCGCGUCGGAGGAGGCGCGCCUGCUGGGUCUGGAGCUGGCGCUGAGCAGCGACGCUGAGUCGGCGGCUGGGGGUCCGUCAGGGGCCCGCAACGGGCAGCCGCCCCAGCCCGCGCCGUCCGCACAGCAGCCUUCGCGGCCGCCCGCCUCCCCGGAUGAGCCGUCGGUGGCCGCGUCGUCGGUGGGCAGCAGCCGCCUGCCGCUCAGCGCCUCCCUCGCCUUCUCCGACCUCACCGAGGAGAUGCUGGACUGUGGGCCCGGCGGCUUCGUGCGGGAGCUGGAGGAGCUGCGCUCCGAGAACGACUAUCUUAAGGACGAAAUUGAGGAGCUGCGGGCCGAGAUGCUGGAGAUGCGAGACGUCUACAUGGAAGAGGAUGUGUACCAGCUGCAGGAGCUGCGGCAGCAGCUGGACCAGGCCAGCAAGACCUGCCGCAUCCUGCAGUACCGGCUGCGCAAGGCAGAGCGCCGCAGCCUCCGUGCCGCCCAGACCGGCCAGGUGGAUGGCGAACUCAUCCGUGGUCUGGAGCAAGACGUCAAGGUCUCCAAGGACAUCUCUAUGCGACUGCACAAGGAGCUCGAAGUGGUGGAGAAGAAACGAGCACGGCUGGAAGAGGAGAACGAGGAGCUUCGGCAGCGGCUCAUCGAGGCUGAGCUGGCUAAGCAGGUGCUGCAGACAGAGCUGGAGCGGCCGAGAGAGCAUUCCUUGAAGAAAAGAGGAACUCGCUCCCUGGGGAAGACAGAUAAGAAGCCUUCUGCGCAGGAGGACAGUGCAGAUCUGAAGUGCCAGCUGCACUUUGCCAAGGAGGAGUCGGCCCUCAUGUGCAAGAAGCUUACCAAGCUGGCCAAGGAGAACGACGGCAUGAAGGAGGAGCUGCUCAAGUACCGCUCGCUCUAUGGGGACCUGGAUGGCGCCCUGUCCGCGGAGGAGCUCGCCGACGCGCCGCACUCGCGGGAGGCCGAGCUGAAGGUGCACUUGAAGUUGGUGGAGGAGGAAGCUAACCUGUUGAGCCGCCGCAUCGUGGAGCUGGAGGUGGAGAACCGGGGCCUGCGGGCCGAGAUGGAUGACAUGAAAGAUCACGGCGGCGGCUGUGGGGGGCCCGAGGCACGCCUGGCCUUUCCUGCGCUGGGUGGCGGCGAGUGUGGGGAGAGCUUGGCUGAGCUGCGGCGACACCUGCAGUUCGUGGAGGAGGAGGCGGAGCUGCUGCGGCGCUCCUCGGCGGAGCUCGAGGACCAGAACAAGCUGCUGCUGAACGAGCUGACGAAGUUCCGCUCAGAGCACGAGCUGGACGUGGCGCUGUCAGAGGACAGCUGCUCCGUGCUCAGCGAGCCCUCUCAGGAGGAGCUGGCGGCUGCGAAACUGCAGAUCGGCGAGCUCAGCGGCAAGGUCAAAAAGUUGCAGUAUGAGAACCGGGUGCUUCUCUCCAACCUCCAGCGUUGUGACCUUGCCUCCUGCCAGAGCACGCGGCCAAUGUUAGAGACUGACGCCGAGGCAGGGGACUCCGCCCAGUGUGUGCCCACGCCCCUUGGUGAGGCCCACGAGCCCCACGUGGCCCGGCUUUGCAGGGCCAGGGAGGCCGAGGCACUGUCUGGACUGAGGGAGCAGGCCGCCCUGGUCAGUAAGGCCAUUGACGUCCUAGUGGCAGAUGCGAAUGGCUUCUCCGCUGGCCUCCGGUUGUGUCUGGACAAUGAGUGUGCCGAUAACAGCGAGGGCCCCAGGGAUGCCAAGCUCCUCCAUGCCAUCCUGGUGCGGCUGAGCGUGCUGCAGCAGGAGCUGAACGCUUUCGUGCGGAAAGCAGACGCAGCACUGGGGAGCUCUGGCAAGGAGCAGCCAGAACCCUUCUCCUCGCUGUCUCCCUUGGGUUCCCAGGGGCCCUCUAAGGAGAUCCUUCUGGCUAAAGACCUUGGCUCAGACUUCCAGCCAUCUGACUUCAGGGACCUGCCAGAAUGGGAGCCCAGGAUCCGAGAGACCUUCCGCAAUGGCGACUUAGACUCCAAGCCUGACCCCAGCCGGAGCUUCAGACCUUACGGAGCUGAAGACAAUGAUUCCUAUGCCUCUGAGAUCAAGGAGCUGCAGCUGGUGCUGGCUGAGGCCCAUGACAGCCUUCGGGGCUUGCAAGAGCAGCUCUCCCAGGAGCGGCAGCUACGGAAGGAGGAGGCUGAUAACUUCAACCAGAUAAUGGUACAGCUAAAGGAGGACCAGCAGAGGGCGCUCCUGAGGCGGGAGUUUGAGUUGCAGAGUCUGAGCCUUCAGCGGAGGCUGGAGCAGAAAUUCUGGAGCCAGGAGAAGAACAUGUUGGUGCAGGAAUCCCAGCAGUUCAAGCACAACUUCCUGCUGCUCUUCAUGAAGCUCAGGUGGUUCCUCAAGCGCUGGCGGCAGGGCAAGGUUUUGCCCAAUGAAGGAGAUGACUUCCUUGAGGUAAAUAGCAUGAAAGAGUUGUACCUGCUUAUGGAGGAAGAGGAAAUAAAUGCUCAGCAUUCCGAUAACAAGGCCUGCACAGGGGACAGCUGGACCCAGAACACGCCCAAUGAGUACAUCAAGACCCUGGCGGACAUGAAGGUGACACUGAAAGAGCUAUGCUGGCUACUCCGGGAUGAACGCCGUGGUCUGACCGAGCUUCAGCAACAGUUUGCCAAGGCCAAGGCCACCUGGGAGACAGAGCGGGCAGAACUCAAAGCCCACACCACCCAGAUGGAGCUGAAGGCUGGCAAGGGAGCUGGGGAGAGGGCAGGGCCUGACUGGAAGGCAGCCCUACAGAGGGAGCGUGAGGAGCAGCAGCACCUCCUGGCGGAGUCCUACAGCGCUGUCAUGGAGCUGACACGGCAGCUGCAAAUCAGCGAGCGCAACUGGAGCCAGGAGAAGCUGCAGCUGGUGGAGCGGCUGCAGGGUGAGAAGCAGCAGGUGGAGCAGCAGGUGAAGGAGCUGCAGAACCGCCUGAGUCAGCUGCAGAAGGCUGCCGACCCCUGGGUCCUGAAGCACUCAGACCUGGAGAAGCAGGACAACAGCUGGAAAGAGACACUCAAUGAGAAGAUCCAUGACAAAGAACCUGUUCCUGAAGUUGAGCUUGGGGGAACUGGCUUAAAGAGGACCAAAUCUGUUUCUUCCAUGUCUGAGUUUGAAAGUUUGCUGGACUGUUCCCCCUACCUUGCUGGUGGAGACACCCGUGGCAAGAAGCUGCCCAACAGCCCUGCCUUUUCCUUUGUUAGUGCCGAGCCAGUAGAUCCAGAGAAAGAUGCCAAGGAAAAGCCCGGGCUCUCACCAAGGGACUGCAAACGCCUGGGUGCCCUGGGCUGCCAGGACCCCUCAGGGAGGCAGAUGCAGCGCAGCUACACUGCGCCCGACAAGACGGGCAUCCGAGUCUACUACAGCCCCCCUGUGGCCCGGCGCCUGGGCGUCCCUGUGGUCCAUGACAAGGAAGGCAAGAUCGUCAUCGAGCCUGGCUUCCUCUUCACCACAGCCAAGCCCAGAGAGCCAGCUGAGGCUGACGGGCUGGCCGAGAGCUCCUAUGGCCGGUGGCUCUGCAAUUUCUCACGGCAGCGCCUGGACGGGAGCUCAGGGGGCAGCCCCUCAGUGGCCGGGUCUGGCUUCCCAGAAGCCCUGCAUGACUUCGAGAUGUCGGGCAACAUGAGUGAUGAUAUGAAGGAGAUCACCAACUGCGUGCGCCAGGCCAUGCGCUCGGGCUCGCUGGAGAGGAAAGUGAAGAGCACGUCCAGCCAGACGGUGGGUCUGGCCAGUGUGGGCACCCAGACCAUCCGCACGGUCAGCGUGGGCCUGCAGACUGACCCGCCCCGCAGCAGCCUCCACAGCAAGAGCUGGUCACCCCGCAGCUCUUCACUCGUGUCCGUGCGCAGCAAGCAGAUUUCCUCCUCCCUGGACAAGGUCCACUCACGCAUCGAGCGGCCCUGCUGCUCCCCCAAGUAUGGCUCGCCAAAGCUCCAGCGGCGGUCUGUAUCCAAGCUGGACAGCACCAAGGACCGCAGCCUGUGGAACCUCCACCAAGGCAAGCAGAAUGGCUCUGCCUGGGCCCGCUCCACCACCACACGGGACAGCCCUGUGUUGAGGAACAUCAACGAUGGACUGUCCAGCCUCUUCAGUGUGGUGGAGCACUCAGGGAGCACGGAAUCUGUUUGGAAACUGGGCGUGUCUGAGGCCCGAGCCAAGCCGGAGCCUCCCAAGUAUGGCAUUGUGCAGGAGUUCUUCCGCAAUGUGUGUGGCCGGGCACCAAGCCCCACCUCGGCAGCAGGAGAGGAGAGCACCAAGAAGCCAGAGCCCCUCUCCCCAGCCAGUUACCACCAGCCAGAUGGUGUGGCCAGGAUCCUGAACAAGAAGGCAGCCAAGUCAGGCAGCAGCGAGGAGGCCAGGCCCACCGUACUCCCCCAGGUGGGGAAGGAUGGUGUCCUCCGGGAUGGAGAUGGAGUUCUGGUCCUUCCAAGUGAGGAUGCCAUUUGUGACUGUAGCACCCAGUCUCUCACCUCGUGCUUCUCACGGUCGUCCCGCUCUGCCAUUCGCCACUCUCCUUCCAAGUGCAGGCUGCACCCUUCAGAGUCCAGCUGGGGUGGGGAUGAGAGGGCAGCACCCCCCAGCGAGUGACAGAACAGCAGAACUCCCCGCCUCAACCAGCUCCGGCCCCGGAUAGCAGGAAGGAACCAGCAGAGAGGAGGUGAUGGGCCGUGCCCUCUGCAUCACCCUGGGCCCGGAGGUGUAGCAGCUGCAACACUGCUACAGAGCAGCUUUCACAUGAAGGUAAAGCAGGGUCUCCUGCUGACCUCUGGGUGGUGAGCCCCAAUUUCCCAGGGGAAAGCAGUGAGUGGGAGAAAGACCAAAAAUGGGCUUUGGAAGCAUCUACAGAGAGAUCCGUCUCAAGCUGAUCCCUGGGUCCUAAGGGAGAGCCUCUUUUGGUUCUACCCAUGCUCACUUCUUGGAAGAGCCUGGGAAGGGUACACCUUUGGCGAUGCCCUUGGGGAAAAGGGCCCAGAGAGAUGUUCCCUACUGAUCAUGUACCCCUUCACCGAAGAGGAGACCUUGCCGAGAAGAACAGGCUUUGCUGCAGGGCUCCAUGUGGGGCUCCUGAUGGAGCUGGGCCGGGCACUAUCCCCUCCUUCCCUGUGCCACCUGCUCCUCUCAGCCCUGCUGCUCCAGAUUUCUAGGACUUGGGGUGGGGGGUAUGAUAGGGCUGAAGCCAGUGCCAAGUAUCUGCUUGGCAUCCUGGAGCCCUGGAUCUCCCUGCCCAUUCCCUGGAUGCAGGAAGAACUUGGAGAUAAGGUGGGAAUGUGUAGAGUUGGGGAGCCUUUGAGAUUGCCUCCUCUGCCAAGGUAACUUGAGGGGCCCUAUCCUUCCCAGGAGACUUCUUGAGGACAGAAAUAGGUAGAAUCAGUCUUAAGACCUGGUGCAUAGAGAAAUGCCUAAAUGCCCACUGCCUUGAUCUCAGGGCCUCUUUUGCUGGCACCACAUUUCCACUGUGUUUACAUCUUGCAGCUGGUAGGGGCAAAGAUGUUCCCUGUUGAGACUCCAGUUGGCCGGGUUAGGCCAAGGAGAACUCCCAAGAGGCCAGAGCUCAGGACGCAGCAGUAGACUGGGGCCUAGAAACACACUUCUUGCCUAGAUUGUUUAUUUGAAUUUUUCUUAUUAUAAAUAUUUAAGGCGGUUUACUUUAUUUUAAUAAUUUAAUUUACCCCCAAAGUCCCUAAGGUAAUUUAUUGGAGAUUGAGACGCGUAUUCUUGCCACUGGGACAAUGUGGGCCUUCUAAUAGCAUGGACAGGUGUGGGAUCCCAUGUGUAGAUGAGGCUGCUCAGCAGCCAGGUUUGGAGACCAAGCUCUGAAGUCCUGGUCAUUCUUGGAGGGCCCCUUGACAGAGCUGGAGCCCUGCAACUUGCUCCCCUACACUGCUGGCCAUUUGGCCUCAGAGCACCUCUUGUUACUCCACACCUGGCACUUGCCCAGCUCCACCAGUCAGUUUGUAAAACACCCACUGACAUGGCAAAGGGCUGGACUGUUGUCACCACUCCCCAAACAUUCUCCAUUUCCCUUCUCUCUUUCCUCCCUCCCUCUGACUUUUUUUGGUGAGUUGAACAUGGAUUACUAAGGCUCUGUUAAGAGCAUAAAGAUCCCUACAAGUUCCCCAAGUGAGAACGUGCAGGAAAACAAGACUGAACUUGGAGAAUGUUGUUUAUUGCAGCUUUGCACAUGGAUCUGAGAGCAUCUACUAGCCUUCCUUGGUUCUCUUCAGCCUGCAACCUUUUCACCAGCCUCUCUCCUUAGCCUUAUAGCCUUUCAUGGCUCUUCUCCCAACCCACUGGCCUGCCCUUCCCCACAUCCCACAUGAACUGUGAGCCACCCAAGCCAUUGGUUGGAUUGCAGCAUGGCGCAUAGCAGUGUGGUGAGGAGGGCCUCACUCAUAUGGGCUCCUCCUUAAUGCCAGCGAAUCCAUUUUGGUUGCAUACAUGCCCACACACAGAGACAUGCAGCCCUCCUGUAACUGGCUGGGGACCCAGAAUGGAAACACCAGAAUGGAAUAGCUUAUCUGCAGAAUUCCUUAUCAGGAACACCAAAAGCCAACAGCUUUGCUAGUUUGCCCCCAGGACUCAGGAGAUGCCCUUUUGCUCCCUCCUCCCACAUGCCAGUUCUCAUUGCAUCCUUUCAGCGUCACCUGGACCAGCUUGCCCAGGGCCUUCAUCUCCCUUCCCUGAACGUCAGGGUCAUGCCAAUCCUGGCCACGUCAUCAUGCCAUAGUGACUUGCGUGGGCAGGCCAAUGGAGCCUUGGGCCAAUUCCCAUCUGGGGUGCUGCUAUUUCCAUCCAAGAGGUUACGGGGACCCUCCAAGAUUAUCUGUAGAUGAGGGGACUCACACCAGGCCACAAGCCACCAGAGGCCUUCUGCCACCUCCCAGAGCUGCAGAGGGCCAGGGAGGCUGCACCCCUGGCCUUGGGGAGAAAUCCCUGUGAGACUUGAACCCCAAGGCCUGUGGACCACUCAGCCUUACCAUCGUCCUCAUCCAAGAUUGUCCUUGUCAUCUUCGUUGUGUCAACACCUAGGCCCCCCGGCCCCCAGCCACUGUUGGAGACUCCAGAUCUUGGUUUUCAGUAAAGCCCCAGUUUCUACUUCCUGCAUGUCUCUGUGCAAGGCCACUCGUCACUGUUCCUGUAGAAGCCUCGGGACAUGGGGCUUGAUGGGGUUGAAAAUGUUACAUGUAAAUAUUGGUUUGGUUUGGUUUUUAGCAUUUUACUUGAUAACUGGUUGUGUUUUCCUUUUUGGGGUGGGGGUUUGGUUUAUAAAAACUCUUUGCUCUUUUGGAAUGUAAUUUCUAAGUUUGUUUGUUUCUUUAAAUGCCUUUUCAGUCUUGGCAACAUUCCCAAAGCAGAAAACUGACCCACAGGAGGGCUUCCCUGGAGGAUUGGGUCCCAGGAAGAAAUGCUACCCUUCUUCCCUUUCUCACCCUUCUGCUGUGCCCCUUCCUUCCUCUCCUCUUUCCUUCUUUGUCUUUUUCUCAUCUCUAUUCUCUCUUCAACCAAAGUCCCAAGGAACCCUGGGGUCCCCAUCCCCUACAGACCACUUGGCUUGGCUCCAUGGGGUUGGCACCAGUUGAUUGGGGGGAAGUAGGGAACCCAGUUGGCAUUAUUGACCCUAAACUGGGCAACCUCAUGUUGUUUAUGUCCGACCUCUCCCCAGAGCCAAAUCAUACCUUUUUUGGUGAAAUAGUGUCUUUAUUGUAAUGAAAAUCAAACUACUUUGGUGCAUCCAUGACUCUUAGGCCUGCACGCACAAGGCAUCAGAAUCCAAUUCCCUGGCCCCUGCUGGCCCUUUCCCCCAGUUCUUUCCCCACCAAAGUCUGACCUCUAAGAGGUCUUAGGAUUUCUAUGGACUAAAAAUGGGCUUGCCCACUAGGUGUUCCCAGGGAUACUCUGUACCAGCUGGCCUCCCAGGUGACAAAUAUGAAGGCCCAAAGUCUUGACUCUCGUGCACCCUGACACUAACAUGACUCCCUCACACCCACUCCCAUGCACCUUGCAUGGUUCCAUCACCCCACCUCUUCUCCUUUUGUCUACCCAACGUCCAGCAUGUCCUUCCUUUCCCCUACCAUCCAGAAUGUCCCACUUUCCAGCCUCUUCAGACCCCCAAGCUCCCAGACCUCUUUGUUAAUAAUCAUAAUCCCCUAUACAUCCUGCCCAAGGCAUUGUACUAUUUAGAAAUCACUUCCCCAACCUCCAUCUUCAUGAGACCUCUCAGGAACAACUGUUUGAGGCAGCCUUGGCAGGAUAAGGGUUAGGGCUCUCAUUUUGCAAAUGAAGAAACUAAGGGGCAGGUCUCAUCACAGUACCCACCUAGGAAGUUAUCAACUUUAGAUAAGAACUUGGAUUCCCUCUCUGUCCUGCAGUCUCUGCAAACCUACUGCUCCACUGGGGGCUUUAUUUGCAUACAGAACACCCAAAAAUGCCACUGGUCGACCCAUACAUAAAACAAGUCCUCUCCAGGUUCUAGACCUGUGUGCUCUAAAAGGUGGUCUGGGAUUCUCCUUUAUCAGAAUCCUCUGAGGGCAUGCUCAAAAUGCAGAUUCCUGGACCCCAUCUUGACUUCUCUCUGGGGAUCCUGAGCACCAUUGGCUAUACCAUUUGUGUUCAUGGCCUUGACUGUUAGGCCAUCUUUCUUUUAACCAAUCACUACAAUGCUAUCGAGCAUCAAGCACUGAGCUGGGACAUAAGGGACUGGGUCCUCCUCAACCAAACUCUUAAUUUAAUUACUCUAAGGAAUUCCAAAAGGCAUCAGAAGCCAUUUACAAGAUUGGUCAUAGCGUUCAUUAAGAUAACAAAAAUAAAAAGUCAAAAAGCAAGACAGGGUGGCGCCUGUGGCUCAAAGGAGUAGGGCACCAGCCCCAUAUGCCAGAGGAGGUGGGUUCAAACCCAGUCCCAGCCAAAAACUGCAAAAAAAAAGCAAGACAAAUUAUUCUCUAAAUCUACCUGAUGUAAUUCCAUAAUAGUGUGAUUAACUUUUACUCUGAGUUUCCUGGCAGCCAUAGUAAAAAGAGAAACACAGCAAGGUUUUAUAAUUCUCAUCAUCCAGUCAUGGAAGCAAGCAUGUUUGCCCCAGGAGACAAAGUCUUCUGCUAUUAAUUUAUAACCUAUGUUCUUUCUUCAAAGGCCUCUGAGCCAGUUGGUGUUUUAGCAGGUUAACCUAAGAUGCAAGGAUGCUUUCCAGGUGACUAUUUAAAAAUAAUAAUAAACUGCCACCAACUUGAAUGAUCUUGGUCAGAUCACGUGGCUAGUCUAUGCCUCAGUUUCCCCAGCUAUAAAGUGGGCAUAAUGUCUUUCUACCUCACAUAGCUAUGGAGAGGACCAAAUACUAUACCGUGCCUGCAAGUCUACUUGGAAAAACAUAAGGUUCUGCAGUAAAAUGAUCACACUCAGUGUCCCAGGCCAGCUUCUCAGUGUCCUGGCCCUGUGAGAUGACACCCCCCUAACCUCCCUCACUAAUCUUCAUGAAUAGAAAGGAAAGGAAAUCAUGACAUAAUCUGGACUGGUCUCUCCCCCUUUAAAAAAAAUAUUGUGGCAGGCUUGGCGCCUGUACCUCAAGUGGCUAAGGCGCCAGCCACAUACACCAGAGCUGGCGGGUUUGAAUCCAGCCCGGGCCUGCCAAACAACAACAACUACAACCACAAAACAAAAAAAAAAAAUAGCCGGGCGUUGUGCGUUGUGGUGGGUGCCUGCAGUUCCCACUACUUGGGAGGCUGAGGCAAAAGAAAUUGCUUGAGCCCAGGAGCAGGAGGUUGCUGUGAGCUGUGACGCCACGGCACUCUACCCAGGGCGACAGCUUGAGGCUCUGUCUCAAAAAAAACCCACAAAAAAAAUUGUGGUAAAAUUUACAUAAAAUUUACCAUUUUACCUUUCUUUCUUUUUUUUGUAGAGACAGGGUCUUGCUCUUUCUCUGGGACUAGAGUGGAAUGCAGUGGCAUGAUCAUAGCUUACUGCAACCUCCAACUUCCAGGCUCAAGCCUCCUUCCUGAGAAGCUACAGGCCCAUGCUACCCUGCCAAGCUAAUUUUUUUUAUUUUGUAGAGACAGGUCUCACUGUUGCCCAGGCUGGUCUCGAGCUCUUGGCCUGAUGCAGUCCUUCCAUCUUGAGCUCCCAAAGCACUAGGAUUAUAGGGGGUAAGCUACCAUGCCUGACCCCACUUUAAGUACAGUCAUGAUGUUGUAUAAUAACCAUGGCCACUGUUCAUUUCCAGAACUUUUUUUUUUAAGUCAGAGUCUCACUAUGUCUCCCUCAGUAGAGUGCUGUGGCAUCACAGCUCACAGCAACCUCCAACUCUUGGGCUUAAGCGAUUCUCUUGCCUCAGCCUCCCAAGUAGCUGGGAAUACAGGUGCCCACCACAGCACCCGGCUAUUUUUUGGUUGUAGUUGUCAUUGUUGUUUGGCAGGCCCAGGCUGGGUUCGAAUCCACCCGGGUGUAUGUGGCUGGCGCCCUAGCAGCUGAGCUACAGGCAUGGAGCCCAUUUCCAGAACUUUUUCAUCAUCACAAAUUGAAACUCUACCCACCAAACAGUAACUUCCCAUUCCUCCUCCCUCAGCCCCUGAUAACCUCUACUCUUAAACUCUACUUUUAGUUUGGUCUAUUCUUGAUACCUCCUGUAUGUAGAAUUGUACAAUAUUUGUUCUGUGUCUAGCCUCCUCUUUUUCUAAGAGGAAGGAUCAGGCCCAGGGAAGGGAGUGGCUUACCAAGGUCACAAAGAAAACCAGAGGCAGAGUGGAGACCAGAACUCAGGUUCCCUGACUCACGAGAGGUUCUGCAUCCCCAGUGGCGAAUGAGAAUUGCUCUGCCUUUCUGUGAUCUUGGUUGAGCCCUUUCUUCUCUCUGGGCUCAAUCUAUUUGCUUCCUACCACCCACCCUCUCUGUUAUUAAUGUUUUCAUUUUCCAAAGCCUCCCCUCCUGCCUCCUCUUUUCCUUGGCUGGCUUCUGCGGGCAGAUGGAGUGGCCUGGCCCCUGGCCAGGUUUUCCUUUACUGGCCCCAGGCUUACUGUUGCAUCCAGCCCUCAGCCCUCCCAGGAAGCCCUCCCCACACCAUUCCCUCUCCUGAAUUGUCUUAUAACCUCAGCAUCCCACCAGCCCCCUUCCCCAGCACACAUUCAUAUUCUAGGAGGGGGAGAGUGUGUUCUGAAACCACUUAGGCCACUCCCAUGAAAAGGGGCCUCAGCUGGAGGUCUGGAGACCUGGCCAAAAUCUGGGCAGAUCUCUAAACUUCUCUAGCCCUCCCAGUUUUCUGAUCCUAUGAUGAGCACCAGAGCAUCCCCUCUGGGGUUUUGGGAUCUUGCAGCCCCAUCCUUUCCUCUCUGGGCCCUGGUAUCCUGGCUCUUUUCUCAGCUCUACCAUUGUUCUCUGUGCCUUAGAUUACUUCUCCGCACAGGGGGCUCACCCCAAGACCAUUCACAGCAGCUUCCCAGAUAUUAUGUGCCUCUAAGGUUAGGCCUUGCUGCAUUGGCCCAGCUCCUUAGCACUGCCCAGGGGCUCCAGGUUGCUAUGGAUGAGGUGACUGGGGGCACCAUUCUAGGCCAGUGGUUUUCAUAUUGUGUUCCAGUAGCAGGAGUGCCACCUGGGAACUUGAGAGAGGUGCAAAUUAUUGGUUCCACCCAAGACCCACUGAAUUAGAACUUGUGUUGUGGGGCCCAGCAAGCUGGAUGUAAGGAGACUUCCAGAUGAUUCUGACAUGCAUAGGAGUCUGUCAACUGCUAAUCUAAGUUAGCAGUUAGUGCAGCCUGGGGAGGGACUAGGGAUGGCCCAGGCCAAGAACAGGUGGAAAAUACCAACAUCUUCUGUACUCCUGGACUGGAAACUUUUCUUUAUCCACGAAAGAAACCAACCCUGGGGCAGUGCCUGUGGCUCAUUGAGUAGGGUGCCGGCCCCAUAUGCCGAGGGUGGUGGGUUCAAACCUGGCCCUGGCCAAAACUGCAACAAAAAAACAGCUGGGCGUUGUGGCGGGCGCCUGUAGUCCCAGCUACUCGGGAGGCUGAGGCAAGAGAAUCACCUAAGCCCAGGAGUUGGAGGUUGCUGCGAGCUAUGACAUCAUGGCACUCUACCGAGGGCAACAAAGUGAGACUCUGUCUCUAAACACACAACCCUGGCUGGAUACGGUGACUUAUGCCUAUAAUCCUAGUACUCUGGGAGGCCAAGGCAGGUGAAUUGCUUGAGCUUGGGAGUUUCAUACCAGCCUGAGCAAGAGCAAGACCCUGUCUCUGCUAAAAAUAGAAAAAACUAGUCGGGCAUUGUGGCAGGUGCCUGUAGUCCCAGCUUCUUGGGAGGCUGAGUCAAGAGGAUCAUUUGAGCCCAAGAGUUUCAGGUUGCUGUGAGCUAUGAUGCCAUGGCACUCUACCCAGGGUGACAAAGUGAGACUCUGUCUCAAAAAAAAAAAAAAAAAAAAAAAAGAAAAGAAACCAAUCCUAUAGUCUGUCCUCUUCCUAGGAGUUGGAGGGCCUGGAAGUCCUGGCUUGGUUCUAGCCCUGCUCACCUCUCCCACUUGUCUUGGUUUUACAAAAACCAAGCUGUGUGGCUGUGUGGGUGGUGCCAGUCAGGCAGGGAGUGGGAGUCCUGGGGAGGCAGGAGGCAAAAGACCCUGUCCUUUAUCCCUUGGGAACCUCACCAUGGGCCAGAUGGUCUCACUUCAAACUGAAGGAAACUUAACUCCACAAAGAAAGAACCCUAAAUCCCCAGGUCCUCCUCCCAACCCCAGGGAGACCUUGGAGACAGUGCCAAAAAAUAGCUCCAACCUCUAGCUGCUGGGAAGAGAGCCAGAAGCUGCCCUUCCUCCUCAUCCCAGCACCCCUGUCCACCUCCCCCCGCACCCCCCCCCGCCAAAACUGUGAAGCCCCCUUCCCUCUUAGCCUGCUUUCCUGGUGAGGGUCCUGCAGUCAUAGGCCCUAGGGGACCUCCAGGGAAAGGCUCCUUGGGAGGGAAGGGACCAAGGGCAUCCUUGGGCCAACUGUCCACCUCUCUUGUCCACUGUUCUCUCUUCCCCACUUCUAUCUUCAAAAGGCUCUUUCCCAGGAUGGAUCGGGUGCUAGGAUGACUACAGUCCAAUCCACCAGCUCUUUCUGCCCCUGUGUCUUAUUUCAGACAUGAGAAUAAUUGUACAGUGUAAACUUACAAAGCGUUUUUAAUUGUUGUAGAUUGGAAAUAAAGUAUGUCAUAUGAACAG